This is a messenger RNA of Adineta ricciae, 1731 nucleotides long. Lineage: Eukaryota; Metazoa; Rotifera; Eurotatoria; Adinetida; Adinetidae. The record is from the annotation of a GenBank genome assembly.
AUGGUUCGAUUCAAAUAUAUUUUCUAUACUAUUCAUUUAAUUUUAAUAACAAAUUUAAUUAAAUCCCAAACAAUAUGUCUUAAUAAUUCAUUUAUUACAUGUGAUUGCAAAGAUAAUCAAAGUUCUGUGACUUGUAUUGAAAAUUCUCCAAGUAAUAACACGUUUAUCGAUUGGUCAACACUAUCGCCUUCUACACAUCCAUAUUAUAAAUUUUAUUUCAUUAAUUUUACACGUUUAACAUCAUUUACAUUUACAAAAUUUUCCUUAACAUUUCUUUCACCUGAACAAAUAGAUUUCAGUUUUAUCAAUGGAAUUGAUGAAAUAGCAAGCGAUAUCUUUUAUCCAUGGGAAUAUUUUCGAAAUAUAUCAGUUCGUAUUGAAUUUCAAUCACCCAGAAAUUUUCGACUUGCUGAUAAUGCUUUUAAAAUUCAAUUACGAAAUUGUUCUUUAACAAACAUUGAUCCUCUUAUUGAAAGUCUCGUUCCUCAAUCUGUAACUCGAUUAGUUUUAACAUUCAAUAAUAAUUUAAUUGAAGAAAUCAAAUCAAAUAUUUUUACAAAUUUAACACAUUUACAUGGUAUUGAUUUAUCAUAUAAUCAAAUAAAACAUAUUUCAUCUGAUGCAUUUCUUGGUAUGCAUUUAUCUGUUUUAACAUUAUCACAUAAUCAAUUACAAUCACUUGAAACUUCAACAAUUCAUAAUGAAUUAACAUCAUUUUUAUACCCAAUAGCUCAAACGUUAACUGAAUUAAGUUUAACAAAUAAUUUUCUGCAUGAUUUUAAUCCAAUACGAAAUCUUUCGAAUUUAACCAAAUUAUAUUUAUCUAAUAAUAAAAUUGAAAAUUUAGAAGAAAAUUCAUUUCAAAACACAUAUAAACUUUUUGAACUUGAUUUAAGUUCGAAUCAUAUUAAUUCAAUUCAUCCAUUUACUUUUAAUAAUACAACAUCAUUGCUAAUUUUGGAUUUAUCGUCAAAUUUAUUUUCUUCUUUAGAAACAACUAACGUAAUAUAUGAUGAAGAUUUUCAACCUAGAAAUGUUACAAGUUCAUUUCUUGAUUAUAUUUCAUCAAAUCUUCUUAGUUUAUCAUUAGUAAAUUGUACAAACCUAAUGGAAAUUAAUUGGUUUCUAUUUACAAGAUUGAAAGCAGUAUAUUAUCUAGAUCUUUCAGCAAUACCAAAAACAGAUCAUUUUUGGUUUUAUCAACCAAGAGAUAAUUCAUCUACACUAUCAAAUAAUCAAUCAUCUGCUUUAGAAAUUCGUCUGAAUAAAAUUCAAUUUCAUAAUGAUGAUUAUUGUUUAGCAAAACCAUUAUUUCACAUUUUAAAUCCAAGAUUUCUACGUAUUGAUAAAGAUCAUCCAUGUAAUUGUUUUGUAUUCAUGUUCGUCAAGAUAUUUCUUGAACAUCCAACUUGUUUAUCCAAUCAAUCAAUUGUAGAGCAAUUAACUCAACAAUGUAUGAAUAUUGAUUCAUAUUGUUUAAAUUUGACAAGUACUACAACUACAGUAUCUACUCAAUCAACUUCAUUAUCAUCAUCAACAUCAGCAGCAGCAGUAAUAAAAGAAGAUCAGAAAUGGAAAAUAAUAUUAGCAAUAAUGAUUCCUUUAACAAUUAUUCUUAUUAUUUGUUUAUCUAUAGCUGGUAUUUAUAUUGUUAGAAUACGAAAAGCAAACAAGUCUAAGGAAAUAGUUGAAAUGCAAGGGGGAUUUGAAAAUAAACUAUCUAGAAAAUAA